UCACCACCGAAUAACAACAGGUCAACGAGAUUAUUCUCUCUCUCUCUCUCUCGGGCGUUUUUCGCAAAGCACGAUUUAUGUUGCAGAUCAACAGCGGCCGUUAUUAGAAAGAUGAGCCCAGUUAUAUAGCUGCAGGCGAUAAACUAGACGAUCAUCGCCAUGAAAACAAUUAGACGAGGAGAUUGGUGCCGACUACUGGUGGUAGCCGCGAUCUUGUCGGGGCGCGCCAAUGCAGAAAAGCACAAGCGGCAGAUCUUUCGAGAACAAGUGCUGCCGGCCUUAGGUGGCAAGAUUCCAGAGGAAGCUUUCCGAACGGAUCGCCUGGCAUUGAAUCGCUUGAACAAAGAAGGCAUCUCCGUGCCCGACGGUGUGGUCUUCGAUGCUCGGCGCGUGCAGAAGCAUCCUCAUCCCGAUCAAAGGAUGCCGGAGGUCAUCAAGGUUUACCUGACGUCGGACGGUCGAUACGUACCGCCGGAAGGUCGAAUCCAUUAUAACCACCCGAAAGCCGUAGACACGACUUACAUUAUACGAAGGCCAUUCAUGCGAACGAACCACAAGCCGACAUCCAACAAUUUCGAAAGCGUGAAACUUCGAAGCUAUCCCAAGAUUACACAGACUUAUUCCAAUUAUGGCCAAUUCGUGCCGGUCAUACCGCCCAAGCCGGGUGUUUACAAGCCCAUUAUAACGCCGCUGAUACUUCCGACAGACAAGGAUCUGUUUGAUUUAUCUGGUUGGCAGCCAGGAUACAACUGGGACACCGUAUAUGAACCGUUUGAUGAUUACUUCGUAGACGACAUCGCACUCUUCGAUUCUCACCAGAUUAUCACGGAUUAUCAAGGAUUUCUCAACGAGUUCCACGGACGAUCGCUGAGACACGUGAACCCGAAGAGCAACAACAGGAAUCAGCAACAAGCACGGCAGAAUCGGAAGCAUGCGGAAUCGAAAAUGUCACCUAUACCUUAUCAGAAAACGAGGUCGCACAUUAGAAACUCUCGUAAUUCCGCCUACACGAACCUGACGAAUAUACCGGAAACCAAUUUCUCCUGCAACGGAAGGAAAGGAACAUAUGCCGAUGUCGAAACCAAGUGCCAAGUUUUCCACAAUUGCUCAGGAUGGUCAAAGACAUCCUCCCUGUGCCCACCGGGAACGGCGUUUUGCGAAACGUGCAAACGCUGCGAGCGGUACGACCAUGUGCAGUGUGGGCAAAACUGGUUCACAGUUUCGUUCAUAUUCAAACUCGGUACGGUCAUGCCGAGAAGUCGCUGCGUCUUUACCGUAUUCCUGCUCGCCGUGUUGGCAGCGCCCGCUUCGUUCAUCCAGAUCCGGGUCGAGGAACCACUGCCGGGAGAUGAUUAUUACAACAAAUAUCAACAAUUUCAACCGGUAGCAGGAUUUCGUCGGCCUAUCGUCGUGGAAGAAGAAAAACCAAAGAGCAAGCAGGAUUUUAGUAAGAUUCCUGGAAUACCAGGGGUAGAUUUUCCCAUCUAUCACACAGUGCCACCUACGAGUUUUUCCUGUGCAAACGUACCGGUAAUACCAGGAAUGUACGCAAACGUGGAGACUGGUUGUCAGGCAUAUCACGUUUGUCACGAUGGACGUGAAGGCCAUCAGGGUGCCCCUUUCUUAUGUACUAACGGAACACUUUUUAAUCAACGCGAGUUUGCAUGCGACUGGUGGUACAAUGUCAACUGCGCUGAUGCACUAACUCUUUACAAGUAUAACGCAGAUCCUCAAAAAAAUCCGUAUGUACCGAAAGAGACGAAGGACUUGUUCCGCGAUAAAUUGCCGAUCGUUUUUUUAUAAGUAUAAUUAUAGCUAAGCGUAACUAUUUAACAACAGAGAACAAAAUAAGUUAAUAAAACCGUUAAAUAUUAUAUAAAUUUAUUACUUUUUUG
Dinoponera quadriceps is the source of this 1895-nucleotide messenger RNA. RefSeq lists its product as uncharacterized. Lineage: Eukaryota; Metazoa; Arthropoda; Insecta; Hymenoptera; Formicidae. Gene Ontology annotation, cellular component: extracellular region. The transcript is spliced from 9 exons. The record is from RefSeq and is a predicted model, not a curated record. Gene Ontology annotation, molecular function: chitin binding. Bases 160 to 1803 code for a protein of 547 amino acids.